Messenger RNA from Hibiscus syriacus, 1132 nucleotides. Its product is annotated as homeobox-leucine zipper protein ATHB-13-like. The record is from RefSeq and is a predicted model, not a curated record. Lineage: Eukaryota; Viridiplantae; Streptophyta; Magnoliopsida; Malvales; Malvaceae. Bases 136 to 966 code for a protein of 276 amino acids. The transcript has 3 exons. Gene Ontology annotation, cellular component: nucleus. Gene Ontology annotation, biological process: positive regulation of DNA-templated transcription. Gene Ontology annotation, molecular function: DNA-binding transcription factor activity, RNA polymerase II-specific; sequence-specific DNA binding.
GGUAUAUAAGCUACCUAUUUUCCACAAAUCUGAGCAUCAUCUUCAAAUUCAAGAAAUUCCAGUUUUCCUUUCAGUUUGAUAUACAUCAGAUCUCUAGUUUGCUUCUCUUUCAUUAAACAGCAAAUUUCAUGCUCCAUGUCUUGUCAUGGGAUGGCUUUUUUCCCAGCAAAUUUCAUGCCCCAAGUCCAACCUCCUUAUGAUCACGAAGAUCAUCAACGCCCCACUAAUUCCUUCAAUCAAAUUAUCCCUUCUUGCAUGGCUCCCCAGGACUUUCACGGUGUUGCAUCGUUUAUGGGGAAGAGUUCAGUGCCAUUUCCAGGGAUAGAUGUGUGUGAAGAAGCGAACGGUGAGGAUGAUUUAUCAGAUGACGGUUCACAGGCAGGAGAAAAGAAGAGGAGGCUUAACAUGGAACAAGUGAAGACAUUGGAGAAGAACUUCGAGUUAAGCAACAAGCUCGAGCCCGAGAGGAAAAUGCAGCUGGCUAGAGCUCUUGGACUGCAACCCAGACAGAUUGCUAUUUGGUUUCAGAACAGAAGAGCCCGAUGGAAAACCAAACAAUUGGAGAAAGAUUAUGAUCUCCUUAAGAGACAGUACCAAGUGAUCAAAGCUGAUAAUGACGCACUUCAAGCUCAGAACAAAAAAUUCCACGCAGAGAUAAUGACACUGAAAAGCAGAGACGGAGCAAGUGAAUGUAUCAACCUGAACAAAGAAACCGAAGGCUGUAGCAGCAAUAGAAGCGACAAUAGCUCUGAUGUGAAGUUGGAUAUGUCGGUAUCGGCAAACGAGAGGCCGCUAACGACACUAGUGUUCCGAGCUGCAUCGUCGAAUUCGAGCCACGAUGAUCAUCUUAAUCAGCCACCUCAAAUGGUUAAAGAAGAAAGCCUCAUCACCAACAUGUUCUGCACCAUGGAGGAUCAAACCGGGUUCUGGCCAUGGCUCGACCACCAACAACAUCAUUUCAAUUGAAGUUUGUUUUUGAAAUCAAGAGAGAGAUGUUUGCUAAGUAAAUUGCGGUGCAGAUUGGUUUGCAGCAGCUCUAGCAUGGGCCAUGAAAGAAUAUAGAAAGGUGAUUCUCUUUAGCUACAAACUUUUAAUUAUUUUUUCUUUUUUUCUUCUUCUUCUUGCUUUGAAA